AUGGCAGGAGAACACCCGCCAACUCUUCCUGAAGAGAUCACGUCUCCGACUGCGGCUCAUGCACAACCGUCGGUGACACAUGCUCAACCACCUCAGACACCUGUGGCUAUACCAUCAGCCCUACCGCCAAUAGUACAAUCAUCCUCCAACCCCGUUGAUUCGGUACGAAUCACAAUACUUGAAUGGAUGGUCAAUCAGUUGGCAGCCAACAUGGCUACCAAUAUGAAUGAACUUACGGCUCUACUCAGAGAUCAGAAUCAGGCUUCUUCAAGCUACACUCCGCCCCCGAAGAAUAGACAAACAAUGGAUUUGAACCCAGUGGUCGCUCUGACUCUUGUUUCAGAAAGUGAGGAGGCAUCCUUUGCGGUAAUGACGCACGUACCGGCGGUCUAUCCGGUCAGCGACCUUUUAUCUCCCCCGCCUGCUCCAACGGCUGUCCCAUUGCCACCUGCAGCCUUUUUAUCAGCAGACUCCGCUGUGCUGCCACCUACACUUUCUUCAACGAUGAAUGCUCCCGCUCCUGCUCACACUAUUGAGCCAUUUCCUUUCCAAACUUCAUAA
Messenger RNA from Punica granatum (pomegranate), 561 nucleotides. The record is from RefSeq and is a predicted model, not a curated record. Lineage: Eukaryota; Viridiplantae; Streptophyta; Magnoliopsida; Myrtales; Lythraceae.